Conger conger (European conger) is the source of this 657-nucleotide messenger RNA. RefSeq names its product PHD finger-like domain-containing protein 5A. Lineage: Eukaryota; Metazoa; Chordata; Actinopteri; Anguilliformes; Congridae. The coding region runs from base 86 to 418 and encodes 110 amino acids. The transcript is spliced from 4 exons. Gene Ontology annotation, biological process: mRNA splicing, via spliceosome. Gene Ontology annotation, cellular component: U2 snRNP; catalytic step 2 spliceosome; U12-type spliceosomal complex. The record is from RefSeq and is a predicted model, not a curated record.
UUUCGUUCCUGAGCAGCGAAGUUUAAAGUUCAUAGGUCAUUAAAUAAGCGUCCGGCAUGCGUCGCGACUUUGCACGCAGUUCAAAAUGGCUAAACAUCAUCCCGAUCUCAUCUUUUGUAGAAAACAAGCUGGAGUUGCCAUUGGACGAUUGUGUGAAAAAUGCGAUGGAAAGUGUGUGAUUUGUGACUCGUACGUGAGGCCCUGUACGCUGGUGCGCAUCUGCGACGAGUGCAACUACGGUUCCUAUCAGGGGCGCUGCGUCAUCUGCGGAGGGCCCGGGGUUUCCGACGCCUACUACUGCAAGGAGUGCACUAUCCAGGAGAAAGAUCGAGAUGGCUGCCCGAAGAUUGUAAACCUGGGUAGCUCCAAGACUGACCUCUUCUAUGAAAGGAAGAAGUAUGGCUUCAAGAAGAGGUGAUUACUUGGAUGGUUAAUCUGGAUCAUCCAAAACCCUGGUGGCUGUGUUUUGGCAGUCUCAAGGCAGGAAGAAUUCAGAAGGACCAAUUCAGAUAUGAUUGACGUGGGACCCAAAACCAUGAGGGCAACUUGAACGACUGUAGCACAUUCACGUCACACAACAUGGCCUGUUAAAAAAAACACAAUACAUUUUUGUUGGUGUAGGACUUCAUGAUAUAAUAAACCUGUUUUUGAAAGAUA